CUUUCCUGAUGAUAGGUCGCAAGUUGUCACCAGCUGCCCUAAAAGCCAGAGUUCAGCAUACACUUAUUGCGAAGAAAUCAUCUGCCAAGCCAAACAUUCCAGCAUCAGCGUCACCUCGGUCUAGUGCUACCGGUGCAAAAAAAGCAGACCCCGCCAUUCCAGAGAAGUUUGAUACAAGUGACCAGGAUCUUCUCUCCGAAGUUGAUCAGGCUGAGAGUUCCAGUACUCCUGCUCAGAGUCCUGUCCAGUCAAUGUGUCCAUCACCCAGGUCUCCAUCACCAAAGUCCACCAGUUCAGCUCCUCGAUUCAAGCAACCACAAUCGACUGACACAGAAAUCAACCUGCCUCAACCAUGGAAGCAGAGCCUGCCAAAAGAGGAUCAUGAUUUCAAAGGCCCUUUUCAAAGUCGGCACCAGUACCGGAAAGCCAGAGUUGGACCCAGACUGUGCGACAAAACUGUGGUACUACCCAUCUAAACCUAUUUGCCAGCCGUCACAUCCCCCAAGAGUUGAUUACUAUUUUGCAAAGAAGUUCUUCCUUUGGAUGCCCCGUCAGUUCUGGAGGGUUGGUCUUGUCUGUACUGAUGACCGUUGCAACAAGCGUGAACUUAGGGGUGCUGGGUUGUACAGGACCACUCGACAAGUCUUCGACAAGUCUUCGACAUUGACGGGACAUACAAUAUGGGAGCUGAAUACUUCGAGUGUGCCUCCUGUAAGAAGAAGUAUAUCAGCUGGAGUCUUCCCCUAUUGAAGAAACUGUCCCUCGGUCAACAGCUCCAGUUCCCCUGUGUCCUAACGUACAGGUACACGUGUGACAUUCUACCUACCCCACAUGCCAAGUCAUACUGACAACCAUUCUGAUUGCUACAGCCCGUUCCACAGACUUUAUACCAAUAUCCUGGUAUCAAGGUUGGUCAAGCGAGGUUAGCAGGUCCAACAUUACAGCAGAGGGGUCGGAGGUAGUGUUUACAUAAUCUAAAACAAAAGUCCAAUUAACUUGACAAAAUUGGAAGUCAUAUGUUCCAAAACUCAUACAACUAAGUUAUAACACCAAAUCCUGCUAACAUAUCUAAGCAUAUGGCCAAACAGGGCCUAAAUCAUCUCCCUAAAAUUCAAAUACAACUGCUACACCCGUAUCUCAAAAUAGGUCAACCCCAUCCAUGAAUCCCAUCUAUCUUUUAUAGCUCAACGUGCACCUGCUAUGAGUUUGGACAAAACGAAGGCCUAGCUUCUGAACUCUGAACAUACUGGGUAUACUAACUGAUAGCGGUAGCCGAAUUUUGUUGCAUAAGGAUCUGUCAAAUGUACUUUUUCUGCUGCACUUAACUGUUUUACCAAUGAUAUCCAAUAUACAUAUUUGUAUUGAUCUGUUACUGUAAACAUUUCUUGAAUCAUAAGGCUUUGUUUCUUAUGCUUUAUCAAGUAAGGCUCAUUUUUGUAUAAGUCUCCCCUGCUUGAACAUGGAGUGGGCCAAACCAGAUGCACCCAUGUGUGACAUGCAAAGGGU
This is a messenger RNA of Lineus longissimus, 1506 nucleotides long. RefSeq lists its product as uncharacterized. The transcript has 3 exons. NCBI's taxonomy places the organism in Eukaryota, Metazoa, Nemertea, Pilidiophora, Heteronemertea, Lineidae. The coding region runs from base 9 to 476 and encodes 155 amino acids. The record is from RefSeq and is a predicted model, not a curated record.